Molecule: messenger RNA, 2635 nt
Organism: Phyllostomus discolor (pale spear-nosed bat)
Lineage: Eukaryota; Metazoa; Chordata; Mammalia; Chiroptera; Phyllostomidae
Product: low-density lipoprotein receptor-related protein 6-like
Exons: 13
Coding region: 1-2619 (872 amino acids)
Molecular function (GO): protein binding
Source: RefSeq, a predicted model, not a curated record
AUGGGGACUGAACCAGUCCUGCUCGUGGCAAUUCAGUUCAACCUGCUCCUCUACGGACUGAGGAGCUUGAAAGAAGAUAUUCUGGCAACGACAGACAAGAACCUGACGAUUUUCUCCAUUGACUAUGACUUGCUGGAUCAGAAAGUCUUCUGGACAGAUCUCGGUGCAGAAAGCAUUCAGUGGCUAAGCAUGGACACCAAGAAGACAGGGACUGUAGUAAAAGGAAUAAAGUCAGACUGCAUAGCGGUUGACUGGAUUGGGAGGAAUCUCUACUGGACCGAUGGGACGGCUGGCCAGAUUUUGGCAAUUCCGUUGACUGCUGUCUGGAGAGGAAAACCUGAGUACACGGUUGUCCUGGAUGACGGCUUGAAUCAACCACGGUCUUUGGCGUUAGACCCCCUAAACGGGUUAAUGUACUGGUCUGAAAAAGUUGGAGGAGAGUCUCGCAUAGAACAAGCUGGAAUGGAUGGCGGCAACAGAAAAGUGCUCAUCGAGCAAGGCCUGGGCUGGCCGACUAGCAUCGUUCUGGACCAGCUGAGUUGGAAGAUGUUCUGGUCUGACGACAAAUUUCACUGUAUUGGCUCUGCCAAUCUAGACGGGACUGGUGUUAGCAUGUUGCAGCUGACACAAAUCAAGAGUCCCUUUUCCGUCGCUGUGUUGGAAGACGAAGUCUUCUGGUCUGAAACAAAGACGAGAACAGUGCAGCGUAUGCAGAAGCUGACUGGCAAGAACAGGGCCAUCCUCAUCAAGCGUUUUGAACAGCCUUAUGGACUCAAGGUGAUGCAUGAAGUCCUGCAGCCCAGGUCCUCCAACCCUUGUCUGGACACUGGGUGUUCUCAUUUGUGCCUUCUGAGCCCACGAUCCAAGGGAAGCUGUCGUUGCCCGGUCGGGCUCCUGCUUGCAGAUGACAGUGUCAGCUGUGUCCCCGUCAAGGAGUCUGCAUUUCUGUUCCUUGCGUUGCCCACGGUUAUCACACAGAUUUAUCUGAAAAACCUAGAAGCUUUACUGGAACAAACAACUCUACCUGAACAUAGGACACUUCCCUUCACCAGUGUGAACCAGCUGGCCUCAGUGGACUACCUGGUCCAGGAAAAGGCCCUCUACCUCUCAGAGUUGGAGAGUGGUGAUAUCAGGCUACUGAGGCUCAAAGAAUCCGGAAAGCUCUCUUGGAGGAAAAUCCUAUCCGUGGCGGGGACAGUGAUCAACCUUGCUGUGGACUGGUUGAGUGGAAACAUAUACUGGAUUGACAGUGAGAAUCCUCAUAUCCAUGUAGUUUCAUCCAAAGGCCAGUAUUCCACUGUCAUGUUCAGCGAAAACCUGCACCGCCCAACCUGUGUGGCACUCCAUCCACCCACUAUGGUCAUGUGUUUUGUGGAUCUGCGUCCCCAGGGUGACGGUGGGCAUGGCUCCAGCAUUGACUGUGCCUUCAUGGAUGGCAGCAGGAGGAAGGUGCUGUGGCAGAAAUCCCAGGUCCCUGUGGGUCUGACCUUUUCAGAUUCAGGAACUCGAGUAUACUGGGCUGAUACUGGGAGAGGACUCAUAGAAAGUAUUCAACAAGACGGCUCGAGAUACAGAGUAGACCGCAGAGGAAUCUGGGGCCUUAACCUCUUUGCUUAUGGCCAAGGCAUGCUGUUCUGGACAACGGUUGAUGAUGCCCAAAUCACUAAAGUUUGGUACAGUGAGGCUGAACGCUCAGAAAACCGGUGGUUCGAAGUAGACCAGAAGAUUGUGGAUUUAAAAGUAUACAGCAAACUUCGUCAACAGGGUAGUCACAGCUGCUCAAACGACAAUGGAGGAUGUAGCCACAUUUGUUUACCGAAGCCUGGCGGACAGACCUGCAAGUGUCCCAGCAGGUACUACUUGGCCGACACAAACAGAUGCAUUGAAGCUGUCCGCUGCUCUGCGCCAUCACAGGCCUGUGAGGACGGUCGGACAUGCAUUUCCCCGGAGCAAGUGUGUGACGGCCGCGCUGACUGCCUGGAUGCGUCCGAUGAAAUGAGCUGUACCUCUCCAGAUAAAACCCAUUCAACGCCCACACCUGAAAAGCUGGAGGCUGCAAAAAGGGUCACUCCUAAAAUUACCCUGCAUCCCCAGGCUUCUGAGCCCCAAGAGGCUACUUCCCGGGGCCCAGAAGGGAUGACUCAUCCUGUGAGAAAAACACUGAUCCCUCCCGUCCCUGGUCGAGAAAGCAAGACCUCAGAAACCAAGGAAAGAGGGAAGCCUGUUCAGUCCAAGGACUCACAGAGGACAAAACAGCUGCCCUGUAGCAGUGAUUUCUGUAACGGGAGGGGUAUCUGCACAAUGGAGGGAGAGCUGAGAAAAUGCAGCUGUCUGGUGGAAAACAAUGGAGAGGUCUGUGAAGAGGCAGCGCGUGGGCCAGCCCUGAGCUACAUCACCCUCGGCUCAACCAUCGGCUUAUCAGUUGUCCUGGUGGCUCUGGGAGCGUUUGUGUGUUUCAGAAAAGACCGUAAACUAAAAAGAAACACAACAGCCUCAGCAAGAACUCUGGCCAGCCACAAAGAAGAUGACCAAGAAGGAGAGAAUCUAAUGAACACUGAGACUUUCGUCAAUGAAGCCUACGAUGAACAGGCGUUGUUAACCUCUGUGCAAACGGACUAAUCUGAUGAAGAAAAAA